AUGAAGGAUAAUUUUGUGUGGGACUGUUCACGUAUCAAACUGUGGAACAACGUGGCAUCCUGUAUGGAGAAAUGGUUCGGUGAUAAACGGCUGUGGUUAUUUGGCAACAACCUGCCGCUGCUACCGAGAAGGUCACGCGCGAGCAGUCGCGCGAUGGAGCGCUACGAGAAGCUCGCCAAACUGGGCGAGGGCUCGUACGGGCUCGUGUACAAGUGCCGCAACCGGGACACCGGCGAGAUCGUCGCCGUCAAGAAGUUUGUUGAGAACGAAGAUGAUCCACUCAUCCGGAAGAUUGCCCUCAGGGAGAUACGGAUGCUAAAAAAUUUGAAGCAUCCAAACUUGGUGAACCUGAUCGAGGUGUUCCGUCGCAAGCGCAAGCUGCACCUCGUGUUCGAGUACUGCGACCACACGGUGCUGCAUGAGUUGGAGAAAUAUCCUGCUGGCUGUCCAGAGCUUCUAUCGAAGCAGAUAAUCUGGCAGACGCUGCAGGGCGUGGCGUACUGCCACCGACAUAACUGCAUCCACAGAGACGUCAAGCCGGAGAACAUACUGCUCACUAGCGAGGGAGUCGUCAAGCUUUGUGACUUCGGCUUCGCGAGGAUGAUCAGUCCUGGAGAGAGCUACACAGACUACGUGGCGACGCGGUGGUACCGCGCGCCUGAGCUACUGGUCGGAGACACCAUGUACAGCACACCGGUCGACGUCUGGGCUAUAGGUUGCGUCUUCGCAGAACUUCUGUCGGGCGAAGCGUUAUGGCCGGGGAAAAGCGACCUAGACCAAUUAUAUCUAAUACGAAAAACCCUUGGGGAUCUACUGCCCAGGCAUAUGACAAUAUUCUCACAAAACACCUUUUUUCAGGGUAUGGCGCUGCCGGAGCCAAGCACGGUGGAGCCUCUACAAAAGAAAAUACCUCAACGGUACUCCUGCAACGAGCUGGUGCUAGACUUUAUGCAUAAAUGCUUAGACAAAGACCCGAUGGUGAGGUGGACCUGCGAACAACUGCUGAGGCAUCCCAUCUUCGAGAACUUCCUCUUCACGGUACCACAUUCAGACCAUGAAGAGUAUGAAAAAUCUAGAAGAGCGCAGCAUCGAUACUUGGGUCGGAGAAGUCAUAUGCCAGAAACAUUUCCUGAGCCAAUCACAGUGGACAUAAGCGUCGCGCCAUCCCCAAAGAAGGGUAAAGGCAAAAAGAAAUAG
Spodoptera littoralis (African cotton leafworm) is the source of this 1197-nucleotide messenger RNA. The record is from the annotation of a GenBank genome assembly. NCBI's taxonomy places the organism in Eukaryota, Metazoa, Arthropoda, Insecta, Lepidoptera, Noctuidae.